Molecule: messenger RNA, 2487 nt
Organism: Pteropus alecto (black flying fox)
Lineage: Eukaryota; Metazoa; Chordata; Mammalia; Chiroptera; Pteropodidae
Product: E3 ubiquitin-protein ligase PDZRN3
Exons: 16
Coding region: 1-2487 (828 amino acids)
Biological process (GO): neuromuscular junction development; protein ubiquitination
Cellular component (GO): neuromuscular junction
Molecular function (GO): ubiquitin protein ligase activity; protein binding
Source: RefSeq, a predicted model, not a curated record
AUGGGCUUCGAGCUGGACCGCUUCGACGGCGACGUGGACCCGGACCUGAAGUGCGCGCUGUGCCACAAGGUCCUGGAGGACCCGCUGACCACGCCGUGCGGCCACGAGGCGCUGCGCGCCGGCAAGCGCGAGCAGUCGCUGGUGGCGCAGCUGGCCGCGGCGCAGCUGGAGCUGCAGAUGACCGCCCUGCGCUACCAGAAGAAGUUCACCGAGUACAGCGCGCGCCUGGACUCGCUCAGCCGCUGCGUGGCCGCGCCGCCCGGAGACAAGGUAGGCGCCCGCCCGACCCCAGCCAGGCCCCGGCGCCCUGGGGCGCCUCCCUGUCCCGUGGGACCCUGGGGCGCCGGGAGCAUCCCUGCUCCUCCUUCCGCUGCGCGCCAGCCGCGUCGCCACGGGCAGGUCGCUGAGACGGGCCAGGCUUGGAAACUGUGGUCCCCGCAGGACGGACCGUCCAGCGCGGGCAUCUUCGUGUCCAGGGUCGCGGACGGCGGGCCGGCAGCCAGGGAUGGGGGCCUGCAGGUGCACGACCGGAUCGUCGAGGUCAACGGCAAGGACCUGUCCCAGGCCACCCACGACCAGGCGGUGGACGCGUUCAGGACGGCCACGGAGCCCAUCGUGGUACAGGUGCUGCGGAGGGCCCCACGGGCCACGGCGUUCCCGCCCGUGCCCGGGCCGCAGCUGGCGGACGCGGCCACGCAGACCGACAUCACCUUCGAGCACAUUGUGGCCCUCGCGAAGAUGGCGGCCCCCCCCACGCCUGGGCUGGGGCCCUGCCUCCUGCCCGAGGGGCACCCCUCGGCACACAUGUACUACGAUCCCAGCUACGUCGGAGGCGGCCCCCAGGCCCUGGACAGGGAGGAGCUGGAGCUGGAGGAAGUGGCUCUGUGCAGGACGAGCAGCCAGGACAAGCUGGGGCUCACGGUGUGCUACCGCACAGACGACGAGGACGACAUUGGGAUUUUCGUGAGCGAGAUCGACCCGCACGGCAUCGCGGCCAAGGACGGGCGCAUCCGGGAAGGAGACCGCAUCAUUCAGAUCAACGGGCUAGCGGUGCACAACCGAGAGCAGGCCGUGGCCGCCCUCGCCAGCAAGGACAAGAGCUUCAGCUUGCUGAUCGCGCGGCCCGAGCUCCAGCUGGACGAGGCCUGGAUGGACGACGACAGAAACGAUUUUCUGGACGACCUGCACUUGGACAUGCUGGAGGAGCAGCACCACCAGGCCAUGCGGGUCACAGCCAGCGUGCUCCCCCAGAAGCCGCAGGAGGAGGACGGGGGCACCACAGACACCGCCACCAUCCUGUCCAACCAGCACGAGAAGGACAGCGGGCUGGGCCGGACCGACGACAGCACUCGCAACGACGAGAGCUCUGAGCCCGAGAACAACGGCGACGAGGCGCCCGCGGCGAAGCCGCAGGAGGAGGACGGGGGCACCACAGACACCGCCACCAUCCUGUCCAACCAGCACGAGAAGGACAGCGGGCUGGGCCGGACCGACGACAGCACUCGCAACGACGAGAGCUCUGAGCCCGAGAACAACGGCGACGAGGCGCCCGCGCUCAACCGCCAUCGACUCUGGGCCUGCGUCUGCGAGGGUCCUUUUCAGUUCCCACAAAUGACCGAGAUCACAGAGUUCGCGUUCCUCUGUCUGGCGUAUGUCGCUCAGCCUAGCUUCGCGCCUCCUUCGUCUUGUCACGAAUGGCCGGAGUUUUUAUGCCCGGAGAAUAAUCUGCUGGGCGCGGGCUCCACCUCUUCGUUUGUGAUCACUGAUUCGACGUCCUCGCCUUACUGGCCUAUUCAGAUUUUCGGCUUCUUCAUGAUUCACUCUUACACUGCUGAUGGCUCCCGCGGCCCGUCCGGCUCGCCCAUCCCCAAGCAGAGUGCCAGCGUCUGCGGGGGGCUGCCUCGUGUGCUGCACCGAGGCUUCGGGGCUUCACGGCCCCCCGACAGCUACAUGGACCCCCCUGACAGCUUCACGGCCCCCCCUGACAGCUACGCGGCCCCGCUCCAGGCCAGCAGGCAGGCGUUCUGGAGAGCCACGGCCACCAGCGGCCAUCGAUGUUGGGGGCUGGGGCUGGGGGUCCACGACCGGCCCUCCUGGGGCCUGACUCCCCCUCACUGCCUCAGCCACCGAGGCUGCUCAGUGCACGGAGCUGGCUUCCAUGUCCAAGGUCUGGCUCAGCGUUUCCUCGGCCGGCGGGAGCACCCACAGGCCCGGGCAUCACGUGAACAGACGGGAGUUCCUGCGCCCUCCGCCCGCGUGGACAAGCCAGAGCGGGUCUAUCAGAGGAGCGGCCACGCGCCCGGCCAGAAACGGCCCCCCAGUAACCGCGGCUUCCGCGCGGGGACCGGGGGCGUUCUGACCCCAGUGCCUUUGCCUGAACGGCGCCCCAGCACUGAGCUUGGAGCUGUCACCGGCAUGCCCGCGGCCGCACGGUGGCGUCACAGAGGCCAGCACCCGAGCGUGGGGGGCUGUGACCUGUCUGCCUGA